This is a messenger RNA of Andrographis paniculata, 779 nucleotides long. RefSeq names its product protein OPI10 homolog. The record is from RefSeq and is a predicted model, not a curated record. Gene Ontology annotation, biological process: protein import into nucleus. Gene Ontology annotation, cellular component: cytosol; nucleus. Gene Ontology annotation, molecular function: nuclear import signal receptor activity. The transcript has a single exon. Bases 207 to 779 code for a protein of 190 amino acids. Lineage: Eukaryota; Viridiplantae; Streptophyta; Magnoliopsida; Lamiales; Acanthaceae.
CAAAUAAAAUUUCUUAGGUUGAAUGGGCCAGUAUCCUCGGAGCUUGCUCAAGAUUUUGCGAAACUUACACGGAUGACAAAGCUGGACUUUUCUAGACUCUUCUAUCCAAAUUCCCCCAAGUUUCUUGUCAUCCAACAGAAACCCUCUCCAAAAUCGAAUUCCUGACACGAAAUCGAGCCAGCCAAGCCAAGCUAAGCCAAUUGAUCAUGUUCGGCGUAGUCUUCCCCAACCGGAGUUUCCCUUUGGAUAUCUCCACCUUCGCCCAAAUCGACACUACCCACUGGCUUCUCGACAUGAAUCACUUCGUCGGCGAAUCAUACGAUUCCAUCCGCGAAAUCUGCAUUUUCUUGCUCAACAGUUUCACACUCCCGCCGGAUAAAGCCCUCGCCGUCUACAUCCAGUCCCCCGGCAGCGCUUUUCUCUUCUGCGGCGCCGUCACGGUCUCCCGCCCAUCCGCCGUGCUCUCGCUCCCCUGGCCGGAGCCAGGCAGCGCCGGCGUCCCGCAGCUGACGGCGGCCGAUGCGCAGCCACUGUCGGCGAAGAUCGGAGUGUCGGUGGAGGAUCUGGCGGCGUUGCCCUCGCUCGACGUGGCGGCGGAACGGAGGAUUGAGCGGCUGGCGUUGAAGGUUGGGGAGAAUUUGUUCAAUUUUAUGCAGUCUUUCUGUGGGGUGGAUGGGUCGAAGCUUGUUGUCCCCAUGGAUAUAUUGGACAGGUGGUUCAAGAAGUUCCAGGAGAGGGCUAAACGUGAUCCAGAAUACCUCAAAGGUUUUGCCUUGUAG